Molecule: messenger RNA, 1810 nt
Organism: Numida meleagris (helmeted guineafowl)
Lineage: Eukaryota; Metazoa; Chordata; Aves; Galliformes; Numididae
Product: selenium-binding protein 1-like
Exons: 7
Coding region: 395-1201 (268 amino acids)
Molecular function (GO): selenium binding
Source: RefSeq, a predicted model, not a curated record
UAUCUCGGUCACUGCAUGCACACUAAAGCGAAGAACUGGGAUCUGAAGUUGGGAUCGAUUUUUGGUCCAGAAAAUUCUGCACAGCUCAGAUGGAAAGCUGCACUACACAUGGUCUUACACAAAAUAAAAAGCUGUAGAGUCUUUGCAGCUGAGUAUCUCAGGGCAGAAAGCAUUCAGAGGAGCUUGGUCUUUGGAGUUAUGGAAAUACACCAUCCAUCCUUCGUAUUUAGAGCGAUCCGUUGUGCUUCCCUCUGGUGCCACAGGUGGAUUUAUUGUGCUGGAUGGAGAGACCUUUGAGCUGAAGGGAAACUGGGAACAUGAGUGUGAGGUCCCCUCAACGGGCUAUGACUUCUGGUACCAGCCGCGCCACAACGUUCUCAUCAGCACUGCCGGAAUGGUCCCAAGAAUUGCAGGAUGUGGAUUUAACCCCGAUGAUCUGAAGAAAGGGGUCUUUGGGCGCCGCCUGAACGUGUGGAAUCUGUCCUGCCGCACCCUGACGCAGUGCUUCGACCUGGGGGAGGACUCCUUGCCCCUGAGCGUUAAGUUCCUCCACAACCCCGAUGCUGCCGAGGGCUACGUCAGCUGUGCCCUGAGCGGCAUCGUCUACCGCUUCUACAAGUGCGAGAGAGACAGCUGGGCCGUGGAUGAGGCCAUCCAGAUACCAGCCAAGGACGUGUCGGGGUGGAUUCUCCCCAAGAUGCCGGCCUUCCCUAGCGACCUGGUCAUUUCCCUGGACGACAAGUACCUGUACCUCUGCAACUGGCUGCACGGGGACAUCCGCCAGUACGAGAUCUCCCGGAACUGCAAGCCCCGGCUGGUGGGACAGGUGUUUGUGGGAGGCAGCAUCCUGCGAGGCGGGCCCGUGACGGUGUGCAGAGAUGAAGAGCUGAAGUGCCAGCCGGAGCCCUUGGUGAUCAAGUGCAAGAGGGUGUACGGCGGCCCUGCUAAGAUCCAGCUCAGCGUGGAUGGCAAGAGGCUGUACGUCACCAACUCCUUCUACAGCACUUGGGACAAGCAGUUCUACCCGAACCUGGUCAAGGAAGGCUCUGUCAUGCUGCAGAUCGAUGUGGACACGGAGAAAGGAGGCCUGACGGUGAACAAGAACUUCCUGGUGGAUUUUGGAAAGGAACUCAACGGGCCUUGCCUUGCCCACGACAUCCGCUUCCCUUCCGGAGACUCCACCUCUGACAUCUUGGCCUAGGUGCCGUGGAAGUGGAUCCCUUCUUCUCUCUAGUCUUUAUGCAGCCACCAAACAGAGCGUAGGGUGAUUGGGUUGGGGGCCCCGUUCCUUGCUGGAAUCUACCUUUCUGCAGCCAGGCCAGGCAGCCUUUGCUUUCCGUGCACACAACUCCCUGGGAGUGCUUCCCAGGGCUGAGCUCAGGUCCUUGCUCAGACUUAGAGCCAUGCACUACGCACAGCGCCUUUCGGGCGAUGUCUGCAUCCUCGCCGUGCCAUUCAGAGCCUGCUGGAAGCUGUUGGGCUCCCUGUCACGAUUUGGAGCUUGCUCUCACGUGCUAAUGAAGGCCAGAGAAGGUGAAGUGCCCACAUUGUCUGAGUUGCUGUUCUUCAGCCACGUUUGUUCCUGGGUAGUCCUUCCCUGGCACAGGGGCACAUGGAACUCGCUGGCACAUGCCAGUGCCUGGGCCAGAAGGUGUUGUGUUGCUGAAGGAGUGCAAAGUGCUCCAAUCAGAAAGGGAUGCCUGUUUCCUGAGGCUGGUUUUCUUGUGUUCUGCUUCAAACAUGAAUAAAAGUCUUCUUUGCAUCACCUUGGUUCUCACGUCUUCCUUCAUGGAAGGAUCUUUAUCUGCAG